AUGCCGGUCACGGCAAAGCAGAUGGAAUACCUGGCCAGAGCCUGGCAAUGUUUCACCGAAGAGCCGAAGAUUGACUGGGAGAAAUUCCGCUCUCUCUCAAAUCUCACCACAGUAGCUUCCGCCCGCGAAACGCUCCGUCAAGCGAAGAAGAAGCUCAAGGAUGAGCAUGGCGACAGUGCAAUAACCCUGCCCAUUUCUCCCGACGACAAACCUGUCACGCGAAAGACGACCUCGAGAGUGAAACCUACCGACAAGAGCUCCGGCACAGGUAAUGAAGAGACCAGCGAUAUCGAACCCGCCGUCGCCGUCAACAAGAAACCUGCUCGAGGCCGAAAGCGAUCUGCUACUGCGGCCGCAAAAGGCAGAGGCACCAGCAAUGAAGCAGACGACGAUGAUCUCGGCCUCGAAGACGUCAAUGAAGAGAUCUCUGUCAAGCCUGCGAAGAAAGCAAGGAAGACUCCCGUCAAGGCUGGCAAAGCUGGCCCCAAACCUGCCUUCGUUAAGGGACGAGGAAACGGCAGAAAGAAGGCCGCUGAGAGAAUCGAUGAAGUGAUGGAUUCGAAGAUCCACAUCAAGGCUGAAGCGACCGAGAGUGGUCAGGAGGAGGAUGAAGAAGAAGAAGAAGAAGAUGCUGAAGACGAGGAAGGGAAAUCACAUUAUGAGGAUGCGAUCGAACAGAAUGAAACACACGGGAACGAUUCUGAGGCCGAGGAGGACGACAGCGUUGCGCGCGAGGCCGAGCCAAGUUCGCCGAUUGUCUAUGAAUUUGAGCCUUUGUGA
Messenger RNA from Dissoconium aciculare CBS 342.82, 780 nucleotides. RefSeq lists its product as uncharacterized. Bases 1 to 780 code for a protein of 259 amino acids. Lineage: Eukaryota; Fungi; Ascomycota; Dothideomycetes; Mycosphaerellales; Dissoconiaceae. The record is from RefSeq and is a predicted model, not a curated record. The transcript has 2 exons.